AACCAACACUGUAUAAAGAGAAAGAAAGGAGGGAAAACUGAGGGUUACGGAAGAGGUUAAUGAGAACGGUGGGGGAAUAGUGGCAAGACCACCACAAAUGGUGGAGAUAAAGUAAUAAAAGGAAUGGAGCAUGGCACAGUGUAGAGCACUUUGUCCUGGAAGUCUAGGGACCCGGGUUCAAGUCCUGAUUCUUAGGAGUUACUAGCUGGGUGCCCUUGGGCACGUCCUUUCACCUUUGCGAGCCUCAGUUUUCUCAUCUGUAAAAUGAGAAGGUUAAGGUAGUCUAUCUCAAACUCCCUUCCAGGCCUGCACUACAAUUAAACGCCUUGGUGUGCCUAGCUUAGCGGGGGAGGCCGGUGCAGAGGCGUCAGAGAAGAGGCAGGCAACCCGGUUUUUCCAGGGGAAAGACCCUCCACAGUGCAUCCAAACUUGAGGACCGGUAGCCGGGGUUAAGGUGCCUGUGCCCACUUCCACGCCGGCAGACUUAGAAGGGACCACACUCCGGGGUUCCCCGCCACCACCUGAGCGGGUGCUGCGUGCCUCCACCUCCGCACCCCCCACCUCGGCCUGGAGCGGCCCAGCGUGCUCCCGCUCCUCCCCCUUCCCGCGCCCUCCAGGAGCCGCCCUGAAGCCACUAAAUAUCUCACCGAAGCUCUUGAGCUUGUCCCCGAAUUAGAGCUUGAAGAUGCAUUGGAAAGUGUCAUUGAUGCUGUUGAAAAGCAGCCUUUGUCAUCAAAUAUGAUUGAACGAUAUGUAGUGGAAGCAGCAGUCCAGGAAUGCAGCCAAUCAGUAGAUGAAACUCUAGAACAUAUUCUUAAUAUAAUUGGAGCAUUUGAUGUUCCACACUUUGUGUAUAAUCCAGAAAGAAAGAAAUUUCUACCGCUAUCAAUGACCAGUCAUCCUUCACCAAAUUUAUUUGGGAAAGCAAGAGACAAAGCAGAGGUGUUUCGUGAACGUUAUACAAUUUUACAGCAGAGAACCCAAAGACAUGAAUUGUUUACUCCUCUAGCAACAGGUGCUCGUCCUGAUGAAAGAAGCAAAUUUCAGCUUAAAGCAAUAGAAACCUUAUUGGGCAGUACAGCCAAAAUUGGAGAAGUGAUUGUUCUUGGGAUGAUAAUCCAAAUGAAAGAGGGGAAAUAUUUCUUGGAAGAUCCUACAGGAACAGUGCAACUGAAUCUUAGUAAAGCCCAGUUUCAUAGUGGUUUAUAUACAGAGUCAUGCUUUGUCUUAGCAGAAGGUUGGUUUGAAGAUCAGGUUUUUCAUGUUAAUGCCUUUGGAUUUCCUCCCAUUGAACCAUCCAGCACUACUAGGGCAUACUAUGGAAAUGUAAAUUUUUUUGGCGGACCAACUUCUACAUCUGUAAAAGCUUCUGCAAAACUAAAACAGCUGGAAGAAGAAAAUGAAGAUACCAUGUUUGUAUUGGUGUCUGAUGUUUGGUUGGACCAAGUAGAAGUAUUAGAAAAGCUUCACAUUAUGUUUUCUGGCUAUUCUUCUGUACCUCCAACAUGUUUCAUCUUCUGUGGAAAUUUUUCAUCUGCACCAUAUGGAAAAAAUCAUGUUCAGUCAUUGAAAGAUUCCCUGAAGGCUCUUGCAGACAUAAUAUGUGAAUACCCCAAUAUUCACCAAAGCAGUCGUUUUGUGUUUGUACCUGGGCCAGAGGAUCCUGGGCCUGGUUCUAUUUUACCAAGACCACCACUUGCUGAAAGCAUCACUAAUGACUUUAGGCAACGGGUGCCAUUUUCAGUUUUCACUACCAAUCCCUGCAGAAUUCAGUAUUGUACACAAGAAAUCAUCAUCUUUCGUGAAGACUUGGUGAAUAAAAUGUGUAGAAAUUGUGUCCGUUUUCCUAGCAGCAAUCUGGAUAUUCCUCAUCAUUUUGUAAAGACUCUCCUGUCACAAGGACAUCUGACUCCUUUACCACUUUACGUCUGUCCAGUGUAUUGGGCCUAUGAUCACACUUUGAGAGUGUAUCCUGUUCCUGAUCUACUUGUUAUUGCAGACAAAUAUGAUCCUUUUACCAUUAUCAAUACAGACUGUCUUUGCAUAAACCCUGGCUCUUUCCCAAGAAGUGGAUUUUCAUUCAAGGUUUUCUAUCCUUCUAAUAAGACAGUAGAAGACAGCAAACUUUAAGACUUCUGGGAUUUUCUAAGAAGAAACUAAAUUUACUCGGAACUUUGCUUGAUUUAAAAUGCAAUAAAAAUUAUGUUAACCUUUAAAAGGAAAUUUUAUAGGAGAAAAGUUUUCAGCAUGUUUUAAUCCAAUAAACAUUCAUUAAGUGCCUAUGUGCCACGCGCUGUGAUAAACUCUGGGGACACAAAUAAGAAAGACGGUCUUUGCCCUCAAGGAGCUUACAGUCUGAUGGAGGAAAACAACACACAAAUGGAAGCCGAGGUAAUAAGGAAAAGGGAGUACCGUGUUCUAUGGAGUUGAAACCAAGUACAGCAACUGAUGGGAAAUGAAGUUACCUUGAAAAUUCUGAGCCCUUUUAUCAACAAUGACAAAAUAAAGCAUUUUAAUUUUAUAGUUAAAA
Messenger RNA from Phascolarctos cinereus (koala), 2530 nucleotides. The record is from RefSeq and is a predicted model, not a curated record. NCBI's taxonomy places the organism in Eukaryota, Metazoa, Chordata, Mammalia, Diprotodontia, Phascolarctidae.